AUUGUAGAAUAUGGGAUACUGGCCAAAGACGACAUAUGUUGUCAAAUCCGUUGAAUGCGUAUAAUUGUGUAUGUGUGUGUGUGUGCGUGCUAGUGUGUUCUGGAUUUUCUUGUCUUUUUUCCUACCCGCCCUUCUCUGAUAUGUAGGAAUUAGCGAUCAUUGCUUAACUAUAAACCAACCCUAAUCAAAGUGCCGAAUCCUUAAAAAGACAGCUGUUGUCAUGUGCUUUAAUUCACAGCUAUCUCCCUUUGUCAAGCAAAGCUGGACACAGUUGUCUGGUAGAGACAGCUAGGGAACAGGGGUUAACAGACUUCUCUCAGUGAAAUGGUCUUUUACACAUCCAUGCCACAUGCCCAUCAGUCACAAAAAUCAGAGGAUACAGUCUCCAUGGAUCCACAAAAUAAUUUUGAUCGCACCAACAGCGAUGAGCAGCAGUUGGAGAACUGCAAUCGAACUGAAUGGAUUGGCAUGGGGAGAAGCGACACUUUCAACCUGGCUAAGCGGCAGCUUUGGAACUGGAUCUGUCUUUUAGUGGUUUCUACGUGCCUGUUACUCCGACCAGUGUGCUGCCAGAAAUGUCGAAUUCAGCGCUGUAAUGCGGAGUACGUGGCCUCGUUCUCACCCUCCGGUGGCUUGCAAGAGGAGGUGCUUCCAGAAGUAGACUACUGCAUCGCUCUGAGGGCCUACUCGUUGUGUACGCGCCGCACAGCUCAUGGAUGUAGAGGGGACUUGGUGUACCACUCCGCUGUAUUCCGUAUUAAAGAGCUCUUUGCACAACACAACUGCUCCAGUGAUGGCCCAACAUCAUCGGCCAAAGCACCCAGCACUUCCAAGCCGCCAGUAGUGGACGUCUGCAACUAUGAAAGCACGGUGCUCGCAUUGGGCCCGGCGGCCCAACAGAAAAAGUACGGACAUUGUGGAUUAUUCGGUGAUCCUCACUUACGGACCUUUCGGGAUGAGUUCCAGACAUGUAGGGUUGAAGGGGCCUGGCCACUCAUCCACAACCGAUACCUUUCAGUUCAAGUCACAAAUGUACCAGUGGUCGAAGGAUCCAGUGCUACAGCAACCAACAAGAUAACCGUCAUCUUCAAGUCCUACCAUGACUGCACCGAGCAGAAGGUGUACCAGGCCACCACCGAGGACCUGCCGUCGGCAUUCCAGGACGGCACACGAAGCGGUGGGAAAGGAGAGAGCCUGUGGAUCGUGGAGGGUAGUGGAGGUCUAGGUAUACGGCAAGUGAAGAUCCACGCUCGCUACCUAGGCACGUCCAUCAUUGUGCGACAAGUGGGUCGCUACCUUACGUUUGCCAUCCGCAUGCCUGAGGACUUAGCAGAGGAGAACGGGGGCCUGCAGCUGUGUCUGCACGGCUGCCCGAGCAGUGAGGUCAUCAAAGCCCACGUGCUCAACCGGCAGCAGACCCUGCGUCCGCCUCGACUCGUGGCCGGCUGGUACGGGGAGAACGACGGCGGCGGCGGCGAGCUGCAGCAAGGCCUCUCAUCGCACGUGGACAUGCUGGAACAUGCGACCACAAAGUGUCGAGAGAUGCUCCAGGUGGAGGACGUUUAUUUCCAGUCGUGCGUGUUCGAUCUCCUCACGACGGGAGAUCCGGAGUUCUCCAUGGCUGCGUAUGGAGCCCUGGAGGACCUUAAGGCGCUUCCGCCAAGCACUCUGAAACAAAGCUCACCCAGGACUCCACACACUUAUAGCAGAGGAACAGUAGUUACACCGUCUGUUUUCACAGCUCUGGUUCUUAUGCUGCUUUUGAACUGAAGGAGCUGGUCUAGACGCCAGCUUGAGAAUGGAUCCCCACCAGCCAGACUGUUCUUCAAGCAUGAAACCCUCCUGGAAAAACAAUCAAACUGACUUCAAACCGUCUGCAAGUGAGAGACGGAUCCAAACGGACUCAUUUCCAUUGAAACCUGCAGUGUUUUACACUCCAGGCUCUCCGAACGUGAAAUCGACAAUCGCUCGAAUCUGGAAACGAUGAAGGCAGCUAAUCGGCAGAGCUUCAAGGGUGUCACCGAUUAAAGAAUGGAGACUGUUGAUACAGACGUGACAUUAUUGGAUGAAAUUAGCGUAAAAAGACACAUAGAAUGUCCUCACUUCUUCCUGAAUCCCACAAGUUCAAACUUUCUACUCCAAUAUCAAAAGAUAUGUUAUCUACACAGGAUCCAACAACUACAUGAAAUGCUACCUAUCCAUAUUCAUUUGAUUCUGGGCCCAUACAUCCACACACUAAGCUGCUUAUUAAGGAAAAAAGAAAACAAAUUCUUUAUAUAAUAAUAUAUUGAAAGAGUGUAUAUAUGUGUGUGUGUUUUAUAUGUGUACAUUAAUUUGUGUAUAGAUGUUUUAAAUGUGAUGUUUUGAAGCCGUUUCAUCUAGUUAGAUAUCUUUCUUAGUUUGUAUAUAACUAAUAUUUGCUGUAUUGCGUAGUCUGUUGUUUUCCAUAUUAAAAAAAAGUUGACUAUCUCAA
Carassius auratus (goldfish) is the source of this 2473-nucleotide messenger RNA. RefSeq names its product RGM domain family member B-like. Gene Ontology annotation, biological process: BMP signaling pathway. Gene Ontology annotation, cellular component: plasma membrane. The transcript is spliced from 5 exons. Gene Ontology annotation, molecular function: coreceptor activity. NCBI's taxonomy places the organism in Eukaryota, Metazoa, Chordata, Actinopteri, Cypriniformes, Cyprinidae. The record is from RefSeq and is a predicted model, not a curated record. The coding region runs from base 325 to 1770 and encodes 481 amino acids.